This is a messenger RNA of Centrocercus urophasianus (Greater sage-grouse), 2177 nucleotides long. RefSeq names its product GAR1 ribonucleoprotein (gene GAR1). Gene Ontology annotation, cellular component: box H/ACA snoRNP complex. The transcript is spliced from 7 exons. The record is from RefSeq and is a predicted model, not a curated record. Gene Ontology annotation, molecular function: box H/ACA snoRNA binding. Gene Ontology annotation, biological process: snoRNA guided rRNA pseudouridine synthesis; ribosome biogenesis. NCBI's taxonomy places the organism in Eukaryota, Metazoa, Chordata, Aves, Galliformes, Phasianidae. Bases 762 to 1442 code for a protein of 226 amino acids.
ACCACAAACGGGACAAACAAUCAGUUCUUACCUUUGCUCGACAGAAAGAAAAGAAAGAGAAGCAAACCAAGAAAACCGCAACCACUCUCAUGAUGAAGUUUUAUCUCUUUGUAGAGAAAUUCCCCUGGCUGGGAUUUUCCCAAUAGCCAGUUGUUAGGUUUGUGUUUAAUUUUUAACCAUUGGUAAAACACUUUGAAGUGGACUCAGAAACAAUUACAGGAGCCUGAGAUAUUAACGGAUGAGUCUGAUAUCUCCACACGGAUCCCACCCCAUUUAACCUGUUAUGCUGUACAUAGAGACCCAAAGGAAAGCCCUUGAAGCCAGCGAUUACAAGGCAGUGCUCGGCAGGGUCUCGCUCCCCUGCUGUUUCCAAAGCAGACCGACCGAGCGGCGGGGCCGACUUCCUGGCAGCAGGCAGCCGGCUCUGCAGGGCGCUGUCAGGGGAGAUGUGUUUUUAGGUGAGAUACGUCUGCCUCCGUGCAGGCAGGCAGACAGACAGACAAACGGAAACAGCAACGCUACUAUCUCCGUGCGAGAGUGCAACCAGCCGACAUUUGCUCACACAACUGCUGGGGCAGCGGGCGGUUUCCAGGAAAACCGCGGUCUCGCCGGUACCACGGAUCUCCAGCCCCUGCGAAGGCCCUUUUGCGACAGUGCCGCUAGGCGCUUGCUUCUCCUUUACGGCAGGAUGGCUGCUUUUCCGGCGCGUGACGAUGAGGUCAUCAGGCGGCGCUUGUAUGGAUGCUAGGAGGCAGUAGAGAAUGUCUUUUCGUGGAAGAGGAGGUGGUGGCGGAGGACGAGGAGGUGGAGGAGGAGGAAGAGGAGGAGGCAGCUUUAAUCGUGGAGGAAGUGGUGGUGACAGAGGUGGCUUUAAUCGUGGUGGGCGAGGUGGCUUUGGACGGGGAGGUGGACGAGGAGGCUUCAACAGAGGCGGAUAUGACCAGGGCCCUCCAGAGAGGGUAGUUUUACUGGGAGAGUUCAUGCAUCCGUGUGAAGAUGAUCUUGUUUGUAAAUGUAAAACAGAAGAAAACAAAGUUCCUUAUUUCAAUGCACCAGUGUACUUGGAUAAUAAGGAACAGAUUGGCAAAGUGGAUGAAAUUUUUGGGCAGCUACGAGACUUUUAUUUUUCAGUGAAACUGUCUGAGAACAUGAAAGCCUCUUCAUUCAAAAAAAUGCAAAAGUUUUACAUUGAUCCAGCAAAGCUGCUACCCCUUCAGAGAUUUUUACCAAGGCCUCCUGGAGAAAAAGGUGCUCCUCGAGGAGGUGGUAGAGGAGGACGUGGUGGAGGACGUGGAGGAGGAAGGGGUGGUGGUAGAGGAGGAUUUGGAGGAGGAAGAGGUGGAGGAAGAGGAGGAGGAGGAUUUAGAGGUGGAGGAAGAGGAGGAGGAGGAUUCAGAGGAGGAAGAGGUGGUGGAGGAGGUUUUAGAGGGAGAGGACAUUAAAAAUGGAACAAUGAGAAUCUUCCUGCUGACUUACCACGUUACCUGCAGAAGUGAAGAGCAAGAAAAAAAGUUAUAAAAGACCAUGAAAAAGUUGUUUGUAAAGAACUGGAAGCUAUGAAAUGACGGUUAACAACUGUCAACAACCGUGGACAAAGUGUGUAGCCCUUGGCGAAGAAUGAAAGACUGCUCACAACAUACUUGAACUUUUUAAACUAAGACAGAAUUCAAUGUUAUUCUUAAAUUGUUUGUUUCUGGCAAAUGACUUAGUCAGUGCUUGACUUCAUGUUGGAGUCUGGAGUAAACAAUCAACUGAAACUUUUUUUUUUUAAGAAAAGCCCCCUUGGGUUCACUGCAUGCACAUCUGUCAGUAUGAACUUGUAACCUCUGUGUGACUUGGAUAAGAGCCCUUGUUCUCAUUGUUUUAUAUGGAGUCUUUUGGGUCACUCUAAAAAGGAGAUGUGAUUUAAAUAACCAUUAUGGACCAUUUUUUACAAACUAAACUUCAGACUGUUUUUUUGUCGUUAGAACUUUUUUAAUGCGUAAAAACAAAUAUGAGGAAAGGAAGAUAGCAAAUAAUAUUUUGUACAUUUUUCUCUCUGAAUCUUAAUGAAAGCAAAGGCAUAAAGAUACACUCUUAGAAGAUAUUAUCUGAUGAGUAAUACAGAGUUAAUUCUAUUCAUAGGUCACCUAAUUGUAUCUAAUUUCACUGAUAAUAAAGUUGCUAAGAGUUUUUAA